Chlamydomonas reinhardtii is the source of this 2964-nucleotide messenger RNA. RefSeq lists its product as uncharacterized. The record is from RefSeq and is a predicted model, not a curated record. NCBI's taxonomy places the organism in Eukaryota, Viridiplantae, Chlorophyta, Chlorophyceae, Chlamydomonadales, Chlamydomonadaceae. Bases 448 to 2685 code for a protein of 745 amino acids. The transcript is spliced from 13 exons.
CUUCCACGAAAUCUAGGGGAAACGAAAGACGGGCUUUUCCUUUCUCUGUCAGUAACUUUGAUGAAGCAUGCGGGUAAACAAACUGCAAUGAUUUCUAUCGCUCCAUUAACGUAGCUACCUGCUAUCCAUUUAUUGGCCUCUGCUCCACGCCAGUCCAUCGAAGUCUUUGUUGCGGAGUAGCGGCAAGUUCAUAAGCACCGAGGAGCUUCGUGACACCUUACUGUGAUGAGCUUGUAAUUUGGGUGAACUGGCCAGCGGCGACGCCUGGGGGUCAGCCAGGCACAGGGCACACAGGCACCAGCUACUCCUCGGUGUACCCGCUAGGUGUACACACCGCAGCCAAACCCCCACACCGCAGUAGCAGACAGCCUCUACAAACACAGCCGCAACCAACUCCACCUCCCCCCGCCCGGCAGCAACUAACCCCCAGCAACAACAGCCGCAGCCAUGGCAGCCACGGGCGGCGUGCAGUUCCUGCAGUCCAGUGUGGAGGACCAGCCCAAGACGCUGGGCGCCUACAAGGCCGGUAACACCGAGAUGAUACGCAAGAUGCUGCGGGACCAGCAGCGGGAGACGCAGGCGCUGCACGGCAACCCGUUGUUCAAGGAGUUCCGCGGCGCGCCGGGCGGCGUGCGGCAGAACAAGUUCGGCAAGGGCUACGCCGUGCCCGAUGACGGCUCGGCGCCGCCGCAGCUGACAGACCCCAAGUCGCUUGAGUACGAGGGCCAGAGCCGCAUGUUUGACCUGAUCAAGAACACGGCGGCCAAGGAGGAGAAGCGGAAGGAGGGCGUGUGGGCGGCGUUCGGGCAGCCGUACGUGCCGCUAGGCGACCCGCAGGAGUUGCAAAAAUGGCUGCCGGAGCUGAACCGCGACAAGAUGGGCAGUCGCGAAGGCGGACGCAGUGGGCCACGGCGAAAGGCGCGUUACACCUCCCAGCAACAGCAGCAACAGCAGCAGCAACAACAACAGCAACAGCAACAGGGGGCAGGCGGGCAGCGCGGCGGCAGCAAGGCACGCAGGGAGCGGCCAAUGUCUGUGGGCUCGGGCUACGAGUCGGAGGGCGGCGUUGGUGUGCCGCCGCAGACCACUGGCGACGGUGAGGAGCGGGCGGCGGGGGGCGGCGGCGGCAGCGUAUCUGCGGCGGAGGCAGCCAUCCGGGCGGCAACGCGGGAGGCGGAGGACACACUCAACAAACACAAGUCGGUCAUGCGGUUCACGCACCACGACCGGUCAGAGGCCGCCUUCCCGGCGGGCGUGCUCCGGCACGCCAACACGCGCUCCUCCAAGGCCAAGGUCAGCUCCGGCGCCUUCGUCAACCACCGCGAGGCCGAAGAGGAGGCAGCCGACCCCGUGCGCGCCUACGGCCAGCCGCCGCUGCCGCGGAAGCACCUGGCGCCCAUCCCCGGCCCCGGCAGCCGGCGAGGCGGCGGCGGCGGCGAGGACGGCGGCGAGCCGUCGUCCUUCUUCCUGACGCAGCAGGGGCAGCAGGCGGCGGCGGCGGGGCAGGCGGCGCAGGACGAGGAGCGGAGGAGCAUGUCGCUUGACGCCGGCGGAUACACCUCGCCAUCGGGCGGCGACGGCGGCGGCCUGUUCACAGCCGGCGGCGGCAUCAACCAGGGCGACGGCUCCUUCCAGCCGCUGGUGGAGCCGGUGGUGCCGCUGCGGGGCGACGAGGCCAACCCCGUGUACAGGUGGCACAACGAAUUCGUGGCGGUGCGGCAGGCGGGCCGCUCCCAGCUGCAGUCGCAGCUCUACUCGCGCGCGCAGGGCCGGCACGGCGUGCGCACGGACGCCUCCUCCGCCGCCGGGCUGUCCACCACCCUGUUUGGGGUGCUCAACCUCAGCCAGGGCCGCAUGCCCACACACGCGUCAGGCGGCAAGGUGGUGAGUCCCUACUCGCGCCUGGAGGCCUACCAGGCAGCACAGGAGGCGGCGCGGCGCAACACCAAGCAGAAGGCGGUGGCGGCGCUGGACCCGGCCGAGAUCCGCAUCCUGCAGCGCUUCUACGACCAGCUGUGCGCGCUGGUGGAGGCGCAGCGCAUGAGCGACCCGCUGUGCCUCAUGGUGGUGGCCAAGGUGAAGGCGCUGCUGGAGGCCGGUGUGUACCUGCAUCGGCCCAUGCUGGCGGCGGUGGUGGAGCACGUGGCGGCCUUCACACACGGGGCCGGCAUGGUGCGCUACAACAAGUUCCUGCUGGCGGUGCUCACGUUCAUCACCAAGUGUGUGGGGCUGGAGGCGGUGGACCUGGAGGAGGUGGUGGAGCAGCACGGCGUGGCACUGGUGGUGUACGGCACGCCCGCCGUGCCGUCCAAGGUCACAACAGACAUGAUGCCGGGUGGUGGCGGCGGCGAGGAGGAGCCGGGCGCAGGGGGUGCGGGAGGGGGUGGAGCGGGGGGUGCGGGAGGUGGGGCUGGGAGGGCGGCGGGCCGGGCGCGGAGCGGGCGAGUAGGCAAGGGAGGGGCGGCGGUGGGAGCGGCGGCGGCGGCGGCGGCGGCGCCGACGGCGGCGGGGUCAGGAGCGGCGGGAGCGGCGGCGCUGCAGGCCGGCGGCGCGGCGGCGCUGCAGGCCGGCGGCGCGGCGGCGCCGGCGGCGGCGGAGGAGGGGCAGGACGCGGCGGCGGCAGGGGCGGCGGCGGCGGACGCGCUUGCAGGGUCGCUCGCCGCCGGCGCCAAGCUUGAAGGGUGAUCGACCGUUGGAGUGGACAGUGCGUCGCAGUCUGUUGCGGCUCGUCAUCAGUGCGUGUGGAACAGAGCCCAUGGCGUGCGGGUCGUCAUUAGUGCGUGUGAACCAGAGCAGGAUGUGUGGCGCGUGAAAGCUUUGCGCCGUCUUGGGGGCCCGCACAGCUUGUGGUGGGCUGCGUCCGGCCAGAUACACUUUUCAGCAUGUUGGGCAGUGCUUGCAGACUGUGCCGCCUGUGCGCGUGUGUGUAUGGUAUCCAUGCGCUUCUUGUAACAUGAGGCCGUG